UGCUUUUGCAACAGCUGGUCCUGCAUGGUAAAUCUGUUGACUGCUGUCAGUUUACCCGUCAGAACUGCUCUGUACAAGAUGGAGCUACAAGCAGAGAAGAUGGUGGUGUGCCUUCUAAAUAUUUCCCUGCUGUGGUCUGUGUGUCAAGCACAGUUAAGUGACAUCUCCCAGCCUGAUUCUUUCAAAGCAGUGGAGCUAGGAGACACAGUUACUAUUACAUGUCACAUUCAUAGUCCUGCAAGGCACAUAAUGUGGUACAAGCUGACCACUGGGAAGAGACUACAGCCCAUAUCUGUUGAGCCAGUGGCCACAACAGAUAGGUUUUAUAAUCUGACAACAUUUAAUAAGGAACCUCACCGUUAUUCAGUAAAAUCUGACACAAUCAACAAUCACCUGAGUAUAUCUGCAACAACAGGGGAAGACGUUGGAACGUAUUACUGUGGGCUGUUGAACGUAAAGGACAUUCAGUUUGGAUCAGGAACCUUUCUAAUGGUCAAAGGUCUAAAGAUGAUCAGUGAUUCUAUCGUCCAGCAGCCAGAGUCUACAUCUGUCCAGCCAGGAGACUCUGUGACUCUCAGCUGUUCUGUUCACACUGGUCAUUGUGCAGCAGAACACACUAGUGUCAUGUGGCUCAAACACUCUGAUCACGCUGCUCCAGAAACCAUUUACUCCUCUGGAAAUAAAAACAACACCUGUCAGAGGACUAAGAAAGACUCUGAAGAAACUACCUGUGUCUACAACCUGCUCCUGAGGAACCUCAGCUCUGAUGAUGCUGGGACCUACUACUGUGUCGUGACUUCAUAUGGACAGACACUGUUGGGAAACGGCACCAGGAUAAUUAACAGAUCAGCUGAUCUGAGUCCAACUGUCAUUGCACUGAUGCUGUCAAAUAUCCUUCUUGGGAUAGUGACACUUCUUCUAGUAUGGACACUUUGCAAAAACAGCAAGAAAAACUCCACAGCAGCAUCCAGAUCCAGUGACGGAUCUCCUGAAGGCAAUCAGGUGAUACAGGCUGGAGAUGCAGUUGUCUACACAGCAGUGAAUUCAGCUCCCACAGGCUUAUCCUGCAGAUCAGCCUCAGUGAAAUACAGUACAGACUCAAUAGUUUAUUCUGAUGUCAGGUACUGUCAAUAGGUCUGACAGACUUUUUCUGGCAGUGUGUUUUGGUAGGGAUAUACUGUAGGUAUAGCAUCACUUUCUAGUUGGCUGUGCAUUUUGUUGUGAGUCAUUUUCCAAAAUUUGGAUUAACUUUUAAAUUAAAUAAAAUCCUGAAGUCGUG
Lates calcarifer (barramundi perch) is the source of this 1279-nucleotide messenger RNA. RefSeq names its product signal-regulatory protein beta-2. The record is from RefSeq and is a predicted model, not a curated record. Lineage: Eukaryota; Metazoa; Chordata; Actinopteri; Centropomidae. The coding region runs from base 25 to 1134 and encodes 369 amino acids. Gene Ontology annotation, biological process: response to bacterium. The transcript is spliced from 6 exons.